Molecule: messenger RNA, 611 nt
Organism: Carcharodon carcharias (great white shark)
Lineage: Eukaryota; Metazoa; Chordata; Chondrichthyes; Lamniformes; Lamnidae
Gene: timm8b
Product: translocase of inner mitochondrial membrane 8 homolog B (yeast)
Exons: 1
Coding region: 141-434 (97 amino acids)
Source: RefSeq, a predicted model, not a curated record
CCCGGAAAAAUUAAAGAUUCACAAUCAGUAGAUGAAAUGAAUAGUGAAAUGGUGUCGCUGUGACUGUAAAGGGGGAAGGGGGGUUAGACCUGUUAGUCAGGCAGUGCCGGCCCUUUUCCUGCUGCUGGAUCGGGAUCGGGAUGGACCGGUUCAGCCCUGCCAUGGAUUUCAGCGCGGCUGCCGGAGCCGGAGCCGGAGCCUCGGAGCAGGCGGAGCUGUCGCGGCUAAUGGCGGCGGAGCAGCAGAAAGCCCAGUUCCAGCUGAAAGUGCACAGCUUCACCGAGGUUUGCUGGGACAGGUGCGUGGACAAGCCGGGCUCCCGGCUGGACUCUCGGACCGAGGCCUGUCUGGUCAGCUGCGUGGAGCGCUUCGUGGACACCGCCCUGGCCAUUAGUCAGCGCUUCGCCCAGAUGGUGCAGAAGGGAGGGCAUUGAGUCAACAUCUUGGUUACGGUGACUGCCGGCUUGGCCGCUGCUGCGGAGCCGGAGGGUUUUCAUGGCUGUAACAUUAUCCGCUGUGGACACGCUGCAAGUCCCAAGGUCAUCUCAGCAACUUCCGCUAUCACUGUCUGUAAAUUCACGCACACUCAUUAAAGCCUUUUUCCCACAUGA